Trichomycterus rosablanca is the source of this 921-nucleotide messenger RNA. It is a transcript of the gene kazald2, whose product is annotated as Kazal-type serine peptidase inhibitor domain 2. Gene Ontology annotation, biological process: regulation of signal transduction; regulation of cell growth. Lineage: Eukaryota; Metazoa; Chordata; Actinopteri; Siluriformes; Trichomycteridae. Gene Ontology annotation, molecular function: insulin-like growth factor binding. The coding region runs from base 1 to 921 and encodes 306 amino acids. The transcript has 4 exons. The record is from RefSeq and is a predicted model, not a curated record. Gene Ontology annotation, cellular component: interstitial matrix; extracellular region.
AUGCCAUACUUUUCAGCAGUCUUAGCACUCUUGCUAGCUUCUCUUUCUGAUUGUCUUCCCAUGGACCACCUCAGGCACUUAGACUGGCAAAGAGGCAUGCGACCAAAUGGACGGUGCCCGCCGAAGUGCCAACCGGAGCUAUGCCCUGACACUAGAAUGCUCCAGGGCUGCACGUCAGGUCUGAUCCGGGACGUGUGCGGGUGUUGCUGGGAAUGUGGGAAUGGAGAGGGCCAGCUCUGUGACCCUAAACCCUGGACUGGGGCGACUGUUUUUGGACGCUGCACUGAAGGACUCCGGUGUAAAACCUCACGCAGGGACCCCACAUCAAAGGAAGAACCCAAGCCAGUGUGUGUGUGCGCCAAGCAGGAGAUGGUUUGUGGUUCGGAUGGCAAGACGUAUGAAAAUGUGUGCCAAUUACGAGCGACUCAGCGCAGGCUGGGUGAGCUGAUGAAGCUUUCAGUGGUGCAUCAUGGACUAUGCAAAGCAAAGCCGAUUAUCACCUACGCCUCGCGGGACAUUGAUGCUCUGGAGGGAAGUGAUGUUCUGCUUUCAUGUGAGGUGUCAUCAUACCCAAUUGCGUCCAUCCAGUGGAAAAAAGAGGGGGACAGCACCUUUCGGGCUGCCGAGGAUUCAACCAGAGCCAUACAGGCACAAGGUGGCCCUCGGCGCUUUGAGCUCACCGGCUGGCUCCAGAUUCACACAGUUGGCCCCGAUGAUGCAGGACUGUACACAUGUGUUGCCAGAAACGUUUAUGGUGAGGUGUCUGCCUCUGCCAGAUUACGAGUUAUGCACAGAGGGUCUCAACAAGACAGAGAACCAUCCAUAAGAAAAAAUGAGGUUCACAGAACACCUAUCAGUAAAACCGAGAGUGAAGACGAUGAAGAUUAUGAGGGACAACCAAGUGGAAAUAUGUAUUUGUAG